UUAGUCUUGGUUUUUAUGAAGAUGUGUACAUCCGCCGGGACUCCAUGAUGACAAAUUCUCACUAUGAUGAGACUGAUCGUACGUGGGUCUGGGACUACCAGACUGACGAUGAGACUCAUCAUCUCUUCAUGGAUGUUGGUGAGAGAAUCCGCUUCAAAGUUGUUGCUGAACAGUUCACAGACACGACGCCUGCUGGACCCAGCCUUGUAGAGGGAAACAUUACAGUAGCUGAUAGAAAAGAAGGAAAAGUCCCAUAUGUUGUUUAUGUAAGUGCUUCUGAUAGUUUGGUGUAUUAUCUUGUCCAUGCUUUUUUUGAAAGAUAGCUAAAAAGUGAAUAAUAGUUAACCUAUUGUCUUUGGUCACCAUGCCUUGGUGGGAAAUGAUGUACAUUAAAAAAUAAGAUAGUAAUUGAAAAUAGGGUCUUCCAUAAAGUUGUAAAAAAUGCAUUUUGGACAUGAUCAUCCAUGGAAGUGACAGCAAAGUAGCGACAGCUUUACCAUACAGUGAUGGUUGUCUUGUGUGUUCCUGCUUAGCCCUGGCCUUGUCUUCUAGAAGUUGAUAUGGUGGCCAUAUUUACCUCCAGACAUUCUGAUCUAUACACCUACCAUCCGACUUACGACCUGCUCGACUUACGACCACUCGACUUACGACCGUGUUUUUUAUGCCAAAUUUCUGGGAAAUAAACAACUUUUUGUGUUGUACACAGUGUUUAUCCUAAACCUUACAGUAUAAAAUACUGUACUAGCAACAUAAAAAGUAAAGUAAAACAUGAAAUACCAAAAUAAAACAAU
Molecule: messenger RNA, 791 nt
Organism: Cherax quadricarinatus
Lineage: Eukaryota; Metazoa; Arthropoda; Malacostraca; Decapoda; Parastacidae
Source: RefSeq, a predicted model, not a curated record